Molecule: messenger RNA, 680 nt
Organism: Hyalella azteca
Lineage: Eukaryota; Metazoa; Arthropoda; Malacostraca; Amphipoda; Hyalellidae
Product: glucoside xylosyltransferase 1-like
Exons: 4
Coding region: 33-680 (215 amino acids)
Biological process (GO): protein O-linked glycosylation via N-acetylgalactosamine
Molecular function (GO): UDP-xylosyltransferase activity
Source: RefSeq, a predicted model, not a curated record
UUCAAUAAACAGUUACAGUUCCCGUUGAAAAUAUGUUUAGACGUUGUUCAAGAAUUCUUACCGUCAUGUUGUACCUAAUUCUCACCGCUUCCAUUUACUCGUCGUUUAAAGCGUUGUUUGGCCUAUCGGUGACGGUAAGAAUCAAUUCAAUGAAGGAUCACGAAAGAAUCGACGUUGAAACUCAGACAACUCCCUUUGUUCUCAUCCUCUGCAACGACGGAAACUACUUAAGAUUCCCAGAAAUAGCCAUGACCAAGUUCGAGAUUCAACUUCGGCAAGCAAAGACGCUUAUCAAGUCAGCCGUAAAAUUGAGUAAAUCAUCGAUCAGAUUCAUCAUCUUGGGUAACGACGACACUGUGCUGCUUGCUUUGAAGACGUUCGUGUCUGAGUGGCCGCCACUCCUCAGAAGUCGCCUCACUCUCAGCUACCGCCCAGUCUUCAUACCAGAGGGCUGGCACUUGAUGGACCUCUACGAGAAAUGCGUCACGGAAAAGUUGUUCCUGCCGUGGGUGUUGCCGGAGUUUGACGCGGUGGUGUACAUGGACACAGACCACGUGUUCAUGAGGCCUCCUGAACACCUGACUCAACACUUCAAGUAUUUUGACGAGAAGCAGGUGCUGGGAGUGGCGCCUGUCGAUGGAUUUUACUUGCAGUUUAAUACUGAGAAUUACAAAAACUAG